AUGAUGUCUUCAACUUCCUCAAGGUUAAAAUAAAAUAGAUAAAUUUAGGCUCAUUAGUCCAAGAUAAAACUUUUAGUUAAAAUAUACUAAAAGUAUUUGUAAAGAAACAAAAUAUCGUCUAAGAACUGCUCGACAUAAUUAAUUAGAAAGAUUUAUUAUAUAAAAACAUCAUCCAGAUGAAAUUAAAAAAUGUAAUACUAGUUGUCAUUGUGAUUAUUGUGGCAAAAUGAGUGCGUUUUAAAUAAAGGUUUGGAGAUAAAUACCUUCAUAUGAAUCUGUGUAAAAUCAAAAAUUCAAUUCAUUGAUUAUAGUUUUUCUAGACGAAAAAGAGUUUUUAAACGCUUUAGAAUAGCAGGCUAUGCUGCAUAAUUCUUAGUUUUCUACAGGGCUGAACAAAUUAAAAAAUAGAAAAGACUAAAAUAAAUGUCAUAAUUCCUUAGAAAUCCUUUGAUAUGUAAUAAAAGAGGAACCAUGGUAGUUUAAUCGGCUAAAUCUCACAGAUCUCCUAAAUCUCCAUUACAAUUAGAUAAUAAAUUUAGGUUUAACUUUUCAUUCAUUUUUUAGGAGAAAUGCAACUGAUUAAUUUGAAAUUGACUCUAUCAAAGAAAAAAUGUCAUUCAAUGAUCAUUGUAGUACUCUAAUAGUUUGUUAAAAUCAAAGUAUUAAAAAGAGAUAACUUUCAUUGUAUAUGGAAGAGAUGUUAAAAAAUAUCACAACUAAAUAAAGUAUUGGAAUGAGUCUUACUCCCCUUUCAAUAAUUGUAUUACUUUUACUAUGCAAAUAAUAGGAUAAAAAAAUGAAGAAGAAUAAAUCUAUACCUUGUAUUACAGAAUAAAUCUCUCCAAAAAAUAGUCUAGACAAUCUUUAGCUUGAAAAACUACUUACUCCUUUGAAUCUUCUUUAGAGGGGUAAAAGAAAUCGAUCACAUGUUCAAUUAUUUAAUAAUGAAUAUUCUAAUAACAACAAAGAAGUUAUAAAAAUGAUUGAUAACCUAAAGAUAAAGCAUAGAUAAUUAAAAAGAAAAAAUUGA
Paramecium sonneborni is the source of this 1030-nucleotide messenger RNA. The record is from the annotation of a GenBank genome assembly. NCBI's taxonomy places the organism in Eukaryota, Ciliophora, Oligohymenophorea, Peniculida, Parameciidae.